AUGGAGAUCCCACAACUCGGUUUCGGUACAUAUCUCGCCAAUGAUCCAGCAAAACUCAAAGCUGCACUUCAUUAUGCUAUUGAAGAAUGCGGUGUCAGACACAUUGACACAGCUUUUGCUUAUUUUAAUCAAAAUGUUAUUGGUGAAGUACUCAAAGAAAUCUUCGCAAAAGGAAAGAUAAAGCGUGAAGACAUGUUCAUCACAACAAAGUUAUGGUGCACACAUUGGAGAAAAGACCUUGUUGAAGCAGAAUUACGUUAUGAUUUAAGUCAAUUGCAGCUUGACUAUGUUGAUCUCUACAUCAUUCACCAGCCAAUUUCAUUACAAUCACGUGAUGUAAAGGAUACAACAAUUAUUCCAACUGAUGCAAAUGGAAAGAUCAUAAUCGAGCAAAUCGAUGUUCUUGAUACAUACCAUGCAAUGGAAGAAUGUGUUAAGAAGGGAUUAACAAGACAUAUUGGUGUUUCAAACUUCUCAAUCGAGAUGCUUGAAAGAAUUUGGUUCAAUUCCGAGAUCAAACCUUGUUAA
Messenger RNA from Trichomonas vaginalis G3, 528 nucleotides. RefSeq names its product oxidoreductase protein. NCBI's taxonomy places the organism in Eukaryota, Parabasalia, Trichomonadida, Trichomonadidae. Gene Ontology annotation, cellular component: cytosol. The transcript has a single exon. Gene Ontology annotation, molecular function: aldose reductase (NADPH) activity. The record is from RefSeq and is a predicted model, not a curated record. The coding region runs from base 1 to 528 and encodes 175 amino acids.